Mya arenaria is the source of this 555-nucleotide messenger RNA. RefSeq names its product TATA-binding protein-associated factor 2N-like. NCBI's taxonomy places the organism in Eukaryota, Metazoa, Mollusca, Bivalvia, Myida, Myidae. Bases 1 to 555 code for a protein of 184 amino acids. The transcript has 2 exons. The record is from RefSeq and is a predicted model, not a curated record.
AUGAAGGUCUCAGCAAUUUUUGUUCUGUUUGGUGCUUUCUUUGCCUGCCAAGGCUAUCGUCUAAAGGGAUAUGGGGGUGACUAUGAUGAUGGAUAUAAAGGUGACUAUGACGAUGGCCAUGGGAGUGGCUAUAAAGGUGGCUAUGUAGGAGGCUAUAAAAGUGAUAAUGACGAUGGCUAUCGAGGAGGUUAUAAAGGUGGCUAUGGAGGUGGCUAUGGAGGUGGCAAAAACGUUGGCUAUGCAGGUGGUUACGGAGUAGGGUAUAAAGGUGGCUAUGGAGGUGGCAUUGAAGGUGGCUAUGGGGGUGGCUAUGGUGGCAAAUAUGGAGGUGGCAAUGACGGCUACAAUGGCGGAAAAUAUGAUGAAUAUAAUAGAGGGUAUGGAGGAGGGUAUGGCGGCAGCUACAAUGGUGGUUACGGCGGUUUAAAUGGCGGCUACGUUCACGUUGGUGGCUUGAAAAAAAUGUUGGGUCAUGAAGGAGGAUAUGGAGGUUACGGUGGUGGCCAUGGUGGUUUCGGUGGCGACUAUGGUGGAUAUCAUGCAAAAAAAUACUAA